Messenger RNA from Diatraea saccharalis (sugarcane borer), 4540 nucleotides. The record is from the annotation of a GenBank genome assembly. Lineage: Eukaryota; Metazoa; Arthropoda; Insecta; Lepidoptera; Crambidae.
AGACGCUGCACGUGCGUCGCCGUGAACGCACGCAGCCCGCGCUCAUAAACCGCGUUGUGAACUUUACAAAACUGUAUUCGUUAACUUCCAAAACAAAUUUUAUUUAUUUAUAUAAUAAAUUCAGAGACGCUUCGCUUUUGUAGUGGCCUUCUAUCCUGUCUGUGACUAUAGAUAUUAUGGAAUAGUGUGAUCUAUUAGCCUUAAACGUAACAAAUACGGUAACGAUGUGCCUUAACGUGUAAUAAUCCUGCGGCCUGAGCCGCCAUUUGACAGCUGCGCGUGAGUCAUCGAAAUGCGAUGUCUGAAACUUUGUCUUUUGCUGGCUCUAUGUGUCUUUCCGGAGCCAGUUCCGGCAUGGAAAGGUGACAUAGUAAAGGCGUGGGCGAGAACACUAGGGCAAGAAUUAUGGGGUCUCAGUGAGGCUCUGACAAAGUCAGAGCAGAUUAGAAUUAAAUAUAAAAAGAUGAACGCAAGUGUGAAGAAGAAAGAUGGAAAUCAAAUAUUAGAUUCAUCGCUUCGUUCCGUCAGUACGAUGUUAACAAGAAAAAUCAAAGCUGUCAAGUGUAUCCAUGCUACAGCGCAAAAACUAGCGGAAGAGUUUAACUAUACUAUUACGAAAGAAGAAUAUGACAAUUUCAAAUAUUGCUCAGCUAAAUACUCAAAGUUCCAUUACGAAGAUCCUGCUGAUGCUAUCGACGAGGAUGAUGACACUAACAUACCAAAGUUUGCUAAGAAUGGUACAAACUAUAUGGAGAUUCAGUUAGAGAGAGAUACGCAUUUCUAUGACAUUAAUGUUAAUACUAAUAUGAGCUGUGUACAUGUACCAACAAAUAUUUAUUAUAAAGAGAAAGAAGCACUUAAUGCUAUAUUGUGGUCUAAAGGUCUCAAUGAUAUAUUUAUAAAAAAUUACAAAUCGGAUCCGUCGUUGGCGUGGCAAUACUUUGGAAGUUCUCGAGGCAUAUUAAGGUUUUUCCCUGGAAUGCCAUGGAAUAAUCGGAAGGUCGUCGACACAUACGAUUGCAGGGUGCGCCCAUGGUACAUUGAAGCAGCAACGUGUUCAAAAGACGUCAUCAUCUUAUUCGACGUAUCUGGUUCAAUGACUGGCUUUAAAAACUAUGUAGCCAGGAGGACACUGAGGUCUCUACUCGAUACUUUAUCUAAUAACGAUUAUGUUAACGUGUACUAUUUUAAGAAUAAAGCCGCGGAAGUGGUGAAAUGUUUCAAGGGCUUAGUGCAGGCCACUCCGGAAAAUCUUAAGACUAUCACGGAUACGUUGGAGCCGACUGACAAUGGGAAGACACACAAAGUACAGUUGGAAGGCAACGCUAACCUGACCGCAGCUUAUAUAAAAGCUUUUAAAACACUCGAAGCGAAACGGACCAAUUGUAGCGUCAGCAGCACGCAAGGAUGCAAUCAAUUGGUGAUGGUGAUCACCGACUACGUACCAGGGAAUCUAACAGAAGUAUUCGAUACGUAUAACCGAGAAACUGUAGGGAACGAAACAUACAUACCAGUGAGAGUAUUUACUUACCUCAUUGGCAAAGAGGUCACAAACGUGAGGGAAAUACAGUGGAUGGCUUGUUUGAAUAGAGGUUACUUCGUUCACAUUCAUUCGGUAGAAGAGGUUCAACAGCAAGUACUGAAAUACAUCAACGUGAUCGCACGUCCCAUGAUCCUGGCUAAGGAGGACCCUCCACAAACUUGGACUCACGCCAACAUCGACUAUACGAGAACUUCCUUAUGGGGCGUCAGCAGAGAUGUCAAGAAGCCUGAUGAAGACAAACUGGUGACAUCAGUGGCGAUUCCCGCGUUCGAUCUCAAGUAUAAUAAGGACAACAAUGACGCCAUGCUUCUCGGAGUAGCGGGAACAGAUGUGCCCAUAGACAGCAUCGCCAAGUUGGCUCAACCUCAUCAGCUCGGCGUCAACGGAUACUCUUUCAUUGUUAGCAACAACGGAUAUUUGUUGUUACAUCCGCUAUUAAUAACGACAAUUAACAAUGAACUCCAAGCUAACUACAAUAGCGUGGAUUUUGUAGAAGUAGAGCAGGUGGACGACGGGAACGGACCUCGAGUCCUUGGCGAUGAGAUACAGACACUAAGGCAGAAGCUGGUCGACGGGGAAGACGGCAACAUGAGCGAUAUCAAAGUCCUGUUCCAUUAUGAUAACAUGAGGAGAAUAGCUCGAGUAAAACACGACUAUUUCUUUAACAAAUUAGUGGGUACGCCUUUCUCAAUGGGUAUAUCAUUGCCACGGGGUUACGGCGACACGGAACUGCUGCUCAAAGACAAUCCACUCGAAGCAAAACAAGGCAAAGAACUAACUGGCAUCAAUGUCACAGAUUACUUUCGGUUUAGUUAUCGUGUACACCCCGACUGGGUAUAUUGUAAGUAUCAUUAUCUAGAAGGACACGAAUCUGAUAACGCUGAAGAAGAAAUUUGGUCAUUUUUAGUCCGCCUUUCUAACAAUGAAAUUGAUAUUACUAAGAAACAAUACCCUGACGAGGAAGAUGAUCGGCCGUUCAAAAUAGAAACUCAUUGCGGUGAUGCAACGACACAAUUGCAAAAGGACGAUUACUACUGCAACGAAGACCUGGUUAAGCAGUUGGUAUUCGACGCCAAACUCUCGGCACCAUAUUUCCAGGAAUGGGACUCGACUCCUGAGCAAAUUGCUCUUGCUGAUAAAUACAAUGUGAGCGUUCGCUUCAUAGCCACGUCUAGCGGACUUACCAGAUGGCAUUACAUCUUUGACGAUGAUAUGAAUGAAGUCGUUGAUGAUUAUGGAAACCGGAUGAAAAUGAGUAAUUCUACUGAAGAAGCAUUUGGUGAUAGAUAUUUUAAUGCGAUUGAAGAAACGUGGUACAAAGCGGCGGUCUUACAACACAUGAUCAAUUCUGCUUCCUUGGUUAUUGCAACUCCCCUUCCUAAUCUUGAUGAGAUUAUUGAGUCUAAAGUAGUGCCAGACAAAGAUAAGGAUAUCACAAUGACGGCCAGUUACGCCAUAUUCUAUAAAGAUGGGGAGUCAGAGACACCGGCGUCGGUUGUAGGAUUUGAAUUUUCGUUUGAAAGUUUUCAAAAAAGAUUUUUUGAAAUUACUAAAAUUACUUCUGACAAGCAUUUCAGCUGUGAAGACCAUCGCUAUAACUGUUACGUGGUAGACAGCUCUGGUUAUGUCGUGAUGUCUAAGGAAAAGGAGGAAAUAGGCAAGUUUUUCGGAGUAGUCGGGGAGCACACAGGCUACGUGCUAAGUUCAUUUCUUGACAAGAAGGUGUUCGAUCAUGUUGAAGUAUUCAAUUACCAGGCACUAUGUAAAAACGAGCGGUUGCAGGUGUCACCUAGUAGAGCCUGGUCUAUGUUAACGCCAUUUAGCAUCGUUACAAAUCUAAUGCACUGGUUCUUGACUGAAUUUAUCCUGAUACUUGCGGAUAUAGCAAACUGGAAUUUCAGCAGUUAUGCCAGUGUUAUUUAUGACAACGAAGGUAGGUUAUGGCCGAUUUUACUUAGUAUUACUCUUAAAAUAUGUAAUAUCCCCAAAUAAAGUAUAAUAGAUUUCAAUAUCAUUAAAAGUGCUUGAUUUUGAGCUGAAACAAGACACAAGACUUGUUAAAUACAGUUAUUGAUAUGUAUUAAAUAGUUAAGUGAAUUAGCUUGUUUAGAUUAAGCAAUACGAAGCGAUAUAUUAACAGAGGUGCGCUUUCGGUGUCGCUUCGCAACAAUAACAAUGACACUCAAAACGUAACAGUAAUAAAAAGCUUUCAAUAUUAGCGAUAAGAGUAGGUUCAAUUGAGUGUCCUUAUCGAUGUAGUCCAGUCAUAAUCAAUAAUAAAAAGCAGAGAGUAGAUAAGCCAAUAACAACACGUGCUAUACGCAUGGCCCCUCAGCAGCGAGCACAACCUUCAUCUUGGAACCCUAAUAUUUCCGCUUACAUAACGCAUGCUCUCGCUCACAGACUACGACUUAAACAGCUUGGGAAUCACAGAACCACCGACGACGACCACACAGCUACCACCUACAAGAAACGAAUCGAUGUCGGGGAAAGACGAUGAAAAGAAACCAUUUUCUUGCGAUCAGCAAAUAAUUUUAUACAUACUGAAUCAAUCACUGUUCCUCAAUACUAUGGGAGAAACUAUAGUAGUACACGAAGAUGAGCCAGGGGAUUGUCAUCCUAGAUACUGGGCGGCGUACAUAAGGGAGACGAAUCUCUUGUUAGUGGUUGUCGAGAAUUCUCAUGUGAAAUAUAAGACCAAUUGUACGAUACCACCAAAUACCACGCCGGAGCCGACAACUAAUUCGACUACAAGUAAAGAACCGUGCCAUAAACUCGAUCUUGCGAGUUUGACGAGACGAAGAUUGGAGGGAUGCUUUACAUACCAUAAAGAGGAGAAGAACAUAACAGCAUGUGGUAUCGGCAGUAUAAGCAGUGUAGACCUGGGCAUAUUUAUCGUUUGCAGUUUUCUAGCGUUAUUGUUCUCUGGCUGGACGGGAUAAGCCUUGAGGCCAAUUUGUACCUUUGUUACUUUCGCAAUAAAACUUGUUGCACCAU